Messenger RNA from Zingiber officinale, 1718 nucleotides. RefSeq names its product zinc finger CCCH domain-containing protein ZFN-like. The coding region runs from base 316 to 1467 and encodes 383 amino acids. NCBI's taxonomy places the organism in Eukaryota, Viridiplantae, Streptophyta, Magnoliopsida, Zingiberales, Zingiberaceae. Gene Ontology annotation, molecular function: mRNA binding; metal ion binding. The record is from RefSeq and is a predicted model, not a curated record. The transcript is spliced from 7 exons.
GCACGCAAUUAACUGCGACUAAUGGGAGCAAUUAAUGGAAAAGCGAAAGAAUCGGAGAGAUAAAGAUUGAGGGAGUGGAAAUCUGCGAUUCGAUUCGAUCAAUCCAUUGGAGAUUUAAAUCCUUGGCGAAAGCUACUGCUGUCGCCUUCUUUUUUUUGCUCAAGAUUCUGCGCUUUUGGGGCGGCACUGUUCAUUCUUUCGAGUGGCGGAGGCAGCUCGAUCGAGCUCGGAUUCCAAGUCGUAAAAUUUGCAGUUUUCCCCUGUUUUUAAAGGGUUUGGUUGAUUGAUUCUGCGAUAGGGUAGGAGAAAGCUCCGAUGCCCUACUCCAGGCACAAUGCUGUUUCCGAUUUUUCUUGUGACGCCUCACCGGAUAGCCUUGAAGUGAUGGCAGAGCCUUUGAGGCAUUUAAAGACUGGGAAUGAGAAGGAUAGCCAAGAAGACGCAAAAGGUAGUAUGAAUUUGUACCCUGAGCGCCCUGGAGAGCCAGAUUGCAGCUUCUACACGAGGACUGGGUUAUGCAAUUAUGGGAAUAAGUGCAAGUAUAAUCAUCCUCCUGUAACCAUGCAAGAAGUACCGCUAAUAGAGGGAACUCAUCACAAAGAUGAACUUCCACAAAGAGAUGGUCAACCUGAUUGCCAGUUUUUUCUCAAAACAGGAACUUGCAAGUUUGGAAAAAACUGCAAGUAUCAUCAUGCACGAGAUAAGCACGAUGGCCAACUACUUCAGUUCAAUAUUUUGGGUCUACCGAUGAGGAUGGAUGAAAAAUCUUGUCCCUACUACAUGCGAACAAGAUCUUGCAAAUUUGGAGUUACCUGCAAAUUCAAUCAUCCACAGCCUGACAAUACCACAGCUUAUUCUGGAUUUUCUGCACCUACCCCAGUGCCAUAUUCAGUUGGACUACCAUUGUGUUUUUCUAGGCCCCCUUUCAUGUUGAAUCCCGGACUGGAUCGUCUUCAAUAUUACAUGCCUGUUAUUCUUCCACCAACACAAUUGACCAUGCCGAUGCAACAGGGUUGGAGCACAUAUUUGUCAGGUCCAAGUGUGUCGGUGGAUUUCCCCGAGAGGCCUGAUCAACCAAAAUGCCAAUUUUAUAUGAAAACAGGGAGCUGCAAAUUUGGUAGUUCAUGCAAAUAUCAUCACCCUAAGGAGAUGAAUCAAGUAUCUCCAUGCUUCAUGGGACCGGAUGCUCCUGCGUGCACAUCCUAUUCCACAUACGGAAUCUGCAAGUACGGUGAAGCUUGCAAAUUCGAUCAUCCUUUUGUGGCUGUGCUACCUCUUCAAGAACCAGCAUCGAUCUCUGCCUACCACAGGAGGACCAAAUUUACGUGGAUGGCGACCGAUGAUUUAUGCCAUGGGGUCCCAAAAUCACCAAAUGAGUUCAAGAAAUCUGUGAGCAUUACUGAAAUCGAAGAUGGCUCCUCAAGAGAGACUUCUCCAUCACACACUGCUGCACCUCAAUCAGAUUAGUGCUAAUCUCCAUCGUCUCUUAAUAUGGUUACAGAAAUGAGAUUUCAGAUCAUCGCCGUCUCAGUCACCUUUUUUUGCUUAUGACUGCCCUGAGAACUAGGGAAGCUUGCAGAUACAUAAGAUGAACUGUGAUAGCUGUGUUGCUGUAAGAAAAAUCAAUGGAGUCACAUGUAAAGAUGCUAGAAUUUCACUGUGUUAAACUUGUAAUGGAUCUCAACUUUUGGAACAUAUCUCGUUUAUUGUUGUAUGAA